Molecule: messenger RNA, 780 nt
Organism: Tauraco erythrolophus (red-crested turaco)
Lineage: Eukaryota; Metazoa; Chordata; Aves; Musophagiformes; Musophagidae
Source: RefSeq, a predicted model, not a curated record
CUUGACUCCAACAGAGUCUUCAGCGCAUCCCGGGACAAGACGGUGAUGAUGUGGGAGCUUCAUGGGGCUUCGGGGCCAAGCCAGCACUUCCCAGGACAUGAGCUGGUUGUUACUGGGCUGGCUGUGAGCCCGGAUGCCUCCCAGCUGUGCACGGGUUCACGAGACAACACCGUGUGCAAGUGGGACACAGAGACUGGAGAGUGUCUGGGCAGAGCUGCGAUCUCCAGGAAUCUGGUCACACAUCUGUGCUGGGUUCCUGGGGAACCUUAUGUCAUCCAGACCUCAGAGGAUAAAACUAUCAGGAUCUGGGACAGCCGGGAGCUGCAGGUGGCACACACGUUCCCAGCCAAGCGCCAUAUUCAGACGUGCUGCGACGUGAGCCAGGACGGGCGGUACUGCCUCAGCAGCAGCAGCGGCUCCGCCCGGGGGAGCGGCUCUGAACCUGUUGCCUUCCAGCUGUGGGACCUGCGGCAGACGCGGAACCACGUGCACGAGUACAAAGGGCAUUUCCAGACCACGACCUCGUGCGUCUUCCUUCCGCGGGGCCCGGCGCUCGCCCCCAGCAUCGCCACGUCCUCGUACGACAGCACCGUGAAGGUCUGGGACCGAGACACUGGAGCCUGCCUGGCCACCUUGUGCCUCGAGGGAUCGGGACCGCUGGCCUCGCUGGCCGUCUGCGACAGCUCCACGCUGCUCUGUGCCAGUUUUAACUCGGGAAUUCACGUACUCCGGAUAAACGACGGCGCAAACCCGGCGCUGGAAGAGGUGGCAGCGUUUUGA